Molecule: messenger RNA, 2307 nt
Organism: Rhinichthys klamathensis goyatoka
Lineage: Eukaryota; Metazoa; Chordata; Actinopteri; Cypriniformes; Leuciscidae
Gene: chst2b
Product: carbohydrate (N-acetylglucosamine-6-O) sulfotransferase 2b
Exons: 1
Coding region: 467-1864 (465 amino acids)
Biological process (GO): carbohydrate metabolic process; sulfur compound metabolic process; N-acetylglucosamine metabolic process
Cellular component (GO): Golgi membrane
Molecular function (GO): N-acetylglucosamine 6-O-sulfotransferase activity
Source: RefSeq, a predicted model, not a curated record
CGCGACUGGAAAACAAGAUUCCGGCGGAUGUUCGCAGAGUAUUGAAUGCAUCCUGACUGCAUUCAUAACGGUGACUCGGUUAUAAUGUUCUAAUGUUUAUUCCGCUACUGUAAUAGUUCUCCAUCACCGCAGAACAACAUAAGCAAACGUUUCAAACGAGAUUUCUCUUACGGUCGAUACUGAUGGACGUACAAACGGAUAUGAUAUUGUGAACGUUCGCGAUCAUUUUUUUCUGAGGACUGAGGGGAGAAUCUGCGCACUGCAGUGACUCUACAUUCAACAAUGCACACGACUGUACUGUGGAUGUGAUGGAUAUUGGAUAUAUGUUGGCAAACGACGAGAUUACAUCUUGGUUUUCAUUAAGAACAAAGUUUGCUUGCAUGGAAACAUCAUUUGAAUUGAUAAUGUGUGUGCAGUUGCUCAUUCACUGUAAUUGAGUGGUUCAAGCCACUCUAUCCUUCAACAGAUGAGAAGCAACCAGUUCCUACAACUUCAAUUGUCUGUACUAGAGGAAAAGAAUGGUGUUUAUGACAGAAAUCUCAAAACAUAUCGGAACCAUCCCACGAAAAUAGUAUCCCAGCCUGGAAUCGUAAUGAAAGUGUUGCGGAGAAAAAGAAUAGUACUAUUUAUAGCGUAUUUUCUGCUGUUAGUUCUCACAAUGCUGAACUUGGCUAACUAUAGAUGGACUAAAGAACCUCAACAGUGUAAUCUCCAGAUGAGAAGCACUCCGUAUCAGGGAAGGUCGGACAUCCGAUUCCUCUACAGACCAUCUCUUGCUAAGAAGAGACAGCUUGUCUACGUUUUGACCACAUGGAGGUCCGGUUCAUCAUUUUUUGGAGAGCUAUUUAAUCAACAUCCAGAGGUUUUCUUCUUGUAUGAACCUAUGUGGCACAUCUGGCAGAAGCUGUACCCGGGUGAUGCUGUGUCCUUACAGGGAGCAGCGAGGGACAUGCUGAGCUCAUUGUAUCGCUGCGAUCUUUCAGUUUUUCAGCUGUACAACAGUCCUGGGAGCAAAAACUUCACCUCCCUUGGACUUUUUGGGGGCACACUUAAUAAAGUCAUCUGCUCGUAUCCUCUUUGCUCAGCUUAUAGAAAAGAAGUAGUUGGGAUGGUGGAUGACAAAGUGUGCAAAAAAUGUCCCCCACAAAGCCUCAGUCUUUUAGAGGAAGAAUGCCUCAAGUACAACACUAUAGUCAUAAAAGGGGUCCGGGUUCUGGACGUCAAUGUUUUGACGCCCCUUAUGGAGGAUCCGUCUCUGGAUCUUAAGGUGAUUCACCUCGUGCGAGAUCCCAGAGCCGUGGCCAACUCCAGGAUCAAAUCGAGGCACGGGCUGAUUCGUGAGAACUUGCAGGUGGUCCGAAGCAGGGAUCCCAAACUCCGUCGGAUACCCUUUGUGGAUCCCGGCCACAAAAUUAGUAAAAAAGAUGGUGCAGAUUACCAUUCGGUUGGGGCUAUGGAGGUGAUAUGUGAUCAGACGUACAGGAGCCUGAGGACUGCCUUAAAUCCACCCGACUGGCUGAAAGGGAAAUACCUGGCAGUGCGCUAUGAAGAUCUGGUGGAUAACCCUGUCAAAACGCUCCGGAAUGUUUAUCAAUUUGCCAAUCUCAGUACCAACCUAGACAUUGAGUCUUUUGCUCUUAACAUGACUAAUGGCACAAGCUCUUCCUCAAAGCCAUUUAUUGUGUCGGCCAGGAACGCGACACAGGCGGCCAGUGCAUGGAGAACAGUGUUGAGUAUUCAACAGAUAAAACAAGUAGAGGAGUACUGCCAUAAUGCAAUGGCCAUCCUGGGUUAUGAACGUGUAAGAACAGCUGGAGAAGCAAAAGACCUGAGUAAAUCUUUAUUGACUGCCUCCAAACUGUGACAGAGUUCUUGCACUAGAGAUGCUUUCAAAAGCCCACCUGAAACUGUGGAUUUGUUUGUUUCAAUCAAAGUGCUUUUGAAAGAUUUCACUAUCGCUUUCUGGAAUGUUCAUAGCUCUUUGUGGUCAUUCAAUAGCAUUGUUAGUUUUCUAAAUGAACCAGUAGAUGUUUGAUACAGCAGCAUCUGUGAACCACAGCUGGAAAAUUUAUAUUGUACAAAACAAAUGUUGCAUUGCCCUUUUUCCCUUAAAUGGAUGCUUAAGGUUGUUUGGAAUGUUCUAGGUCUGUUUUUGAGUUUCAGUUCAUUUGCUGUAUGUAAAAUCAAGAAAUGAAAAUGGAAAAUGAGCAACAAAAAUACUGAUCAAAACUGUUAUGCAGAGUGCAGGUAAUGCUAUUUCUUUAGAAUUAAUUCAAAGACAAUCAUUAAAGUUCACAAUGAAUGCCA